Messenger RNA from Hylaeus anthracinus, 5410 nucleotides. RefSeq names its product blood vessel epicardial substance-like. Gene Ontology annotation, molecular function: cAMP binding. Lineage: Eukaryota; Metazoa; Arthropoda; Insecta; Hymenoptera; Colletidae. Gene Ontology annotation, cellular component: sarcolemma. The transcript is spliced from 7 exons. Bases 1131 to 2570 code for a protein of 479 amino acids. The record is from RefSeq and is a predicted model, not a curated record.
UGAACAGAGACAGGGAUAAGCUAGACACGCUAACGUUGCGCGCAAGUUGGAUGGAUAAGGAAGCUGAACGUUAGGGGAACGGAGACGGAAGUGCGACACGGACGCGGUGUGGCAACGGAGGGAUGGGUGUAUGCGUGUGAUCGACGGAAGAGCAAUGUCGCGGAGAUGAAUGAACGGAUCGCACGCGAUUCGUCGCGAUGACAUCGACGGUGCCCGAGCUGAGGACGCGGCACGCGUUGGCGCCGCCAGGACGAGGGACAACGGAGCCAGGAUCACGGUGGUGAAUCGGUGACGAGGACCAAGUGGCGGCAGUGACCAUGGCGCCCCUCCUCGCAUGUAAACAGUGCUUCACGCUCAACGCACGCCUCGAGAGCAGCGUUUCACCUGGUGCCGCUACCGUCGUCGCUACCGCAGUCACCCUCGUUCCCAUCAAUCCCGACGAACAAACCUCGAGGUCGCGACGCUGAGAGGAUCCCAGACGUACCCGAGGCACGACGGUAUGGACGGAAGAGACGAGUCAUGAUUCUCGUCCUGCUGCGCUGCCGUUGUCCUCGUCCUCGUCCUCGUCCUCGUCGUCGCCGUUGUCGCCGUCGUCGUCGUCGCCGCGCGAAACCGUGCUGCUCCGAAACGUGUGUUGUUUGUUGAUCCCGUCGUCGAACGUGUGCAUGUGUAUAUACAUGCGCGUGCAAGACGUUGAAUCGAGACCUCGAGCGACGCUCGAACGUGAUUGAUGCGUCACGCAUACGACUGAUAACAAGUGGUAACGAGCGUAAGAAGCGAACGAAUCUGUGGCCUGUUCGAGUUGCAAAAGGAGUCGCAAAGUGCAGUGACUUUGCACAUUGACGAACCAUCGCGAGUUUCGCGAGUGUUCGCACGCUUAACAAUCGAUUACGAGGCUCGAUCGGACGUCCGUGACUCUGUAUAAAUCGUUCGGUGAAGAGUUGGCUAGUGAAGCAAGUCAAUUGCAAUGGUGUUGCACGAAGUGAUGACCUUCUACGUUGCCGAAUUGAGAAGAAGAUCAACACCUUUGUGCUGCGCCCCGCUCUUGACGAAUACGCACAGAAGACUGAGGUGUAUUAUUCCGCACUCCAAACAACAUAUCGCUUAUCCACCAUAAGUGGAAGAAGGUGAUGGCCCGUACCACGCGCUCGCGACGAAAAAUGGCGAACACGACUGAUGCUCCCUCGCCUGCGAGCAGCCUUUUGUCGUCCACGACGACGACCCCGUUCACCAGCCCGACAUCGACAGCCUACUCCACCGAGGGCUACACCUUCAAUUACAGCGGCCUGUCUAGCCUGGGUGGCUACUCGUUGGAGGACUUGAAUUACACGGAAUUCUGGGUGGACGUCUGGAAUAGCACCGAGGCCAGUAACGUAACCGAAAGGUUAAAUACCACUGUGCUGUCAUCGGGAGGAGGCUACUGCGACGAAUGGGAAGCAGCCCAGCACAAACUCUUCCAGGCGGCGAAUCUGUUCUUCGCGGCGGCGUUCUUGGUGCCGCGGUCCUUCAAGGCCUCAGUUUUGGCUCUUCGCACAUUUCUGACGGCUGGCUUCAUGCUGGCCGCCCUCUGGGCCGGGAUCACCAUAUGCGCACUGGAUGCCAUGCUAUGGUGCCUGGCCCUCGGCCUUCUGAACGGUAUUCACUCCCUCAUACUAGCCUGUCGAUUUCUGCCGCCUGCGCUCAGCCCGGAGCUCGCCGAGCUCUAUCUGAAACUCUUCAAACCGUACAAGGUCAGCAAGAAGCACUUCCAGGAGCUGGCUAAGGAGGCGAGGAUACUCAAGCUGGAUUCUGGUCAGACCUACGCCACCGAAGGCGUCACACCCGCCGACGAACGGCUGUCGAUACUCUUGCGUGGCAGGCUGAAGGUGACUUGCGACGGGACGUAUUUGCACCACAUCAAAGCUUAUCAAUUCGUCGACUCGCCCGAGUGGGAGGCCAUGCACGAGAACAUCGACGACGUCUUCCAAGUGACGAUCAGAGCCGAGGAGUCCAGCACGUACAUCUGUUGGACGAGGCUGAAGUUGCUCAGGGUACUCAGGCAUAGGCCGCUACUUAAAGUCGUCCUCAACACCCUCAUCGGUAAGGACAUUACGUCCAAGUUGUACGCCCUUAACGAGCAGCUCGCUGGUGUCGCCGCGGCCAGUGAGACAACCUCGUCGAAUCCUUACAGAGGCGUCGCGAGAAGUCUUAGCGUCGACGCUGUUAACACUGAAACUGCCGGAAGAGUACGCUCGACCACGUGGAAGGCACAGAGGAGGCACAGCAAUCCGCGCAGCGACAGGAGUUCACCCUCUCGGUACUCGCAUCAGUACUGGGCGCCCGUGGUGGCGAAUCACUUCCCACCGACUUCGCCGUUCACCCCUGGCCAGAACCUCGGGUAUUCGUUACUGCCGCAGGGUGUUCAGUUCUCGCCACCGCCAAGGGCGCCCGUUCUGUCGCACCAGUCGUUGACGAGGCAACGCAGCGGCGGCACCAGCGGCGAUUACACCCUGCUACCUCAGACGCCGAAGCUCGAGAGGAAACGCUCGAAAAAGGGGACGAGAGAGGUGACGUUCGAGACGCCCGUAUGACGGUCGCUCGACGGGGAGGGCCCUGCCAGCGUGCCUCUUCUGUCUCUAUCGCCGCAGCGUUCCGCCUAGCCCCGUCGAGAUCUCGUUAAACCGAACCAUCUUCAAGGGUUCAUCCUCUGAGGCGUCGGUCGCCGCUUGUCGCCACGGCUGCGUGGCCUAAUCGCACGGCCUAUCAGCUGACAGAGCCCUACGUGCCCGCGCGGUGUUGCGCGACAACCCGAGAGACGCGGACGAAAAGGACACGUAAACACCGAGUGACAGUGCUCCGCGGACUUCCGGUUUGGCUCGACACGAUCGGGAGAGAAGGAACCACCGGUUCCGAAUCGAGCCUAGUCGAGACGCGCGACGCCCAGAUACACGUUCAUAUCCCGCAAGUGCUACGCCUUACACGUUCUUAUUGACACUACACGCAUACACACACAAACACACAUACGUACACACAAACACGUGCACGGUUAUCUAACAGCGUCGCGCGUUCGCGAUCGAUCCAAGUGAAAGGAAAAAGUGCACGGUGAGUCCCCGAAUCGAGUGAACGAGUGUCCCCCAAAAACGAGUGUCUUGUUCUUGUUCCUCCUCGAAGGUAGAGGGAUGAACGUCGAGGAACGAGCAAACUCGCCCCCCGUGUCUCGCGUGGCGAAACUGAAACGAGAGCAGGGAGACGCCUCGCUACUCGAAUUACACGCUCGAUUGUCGGAAUAUAUCGAAUCCACCGAGCCUGGCUACGAAAGGUUCGCGGGAGGAGUCGGGACUCGGGCGAAAUGGUUGUUUUUUUAUUAGUUUGUGUGACAAGUCCGUUUCGAGAAACAUCAUUUCGAGAUUGUUGCUUGCAUCGGCUGGCAAUGGAUUAACAUAUCGAGUCGAGGAUGGGUCGAACGAGUGGAGUGUUUGUAUCUCAAUUUGUUCUUUUAAAGCAGCUGGUUACCGACGAUGGGAAGUGAGUCUGAAAAGAUUCACUGGUCCGAGCAGGAGGAUACACCAUUUGCCAACAUCAAAUUUCAAUUGUACGCCUGAAUUUUUUAAUAACAAAGAUGGAGUUUCGAGGAAUGUUUAUGUUAACAGAAGGUCAUAGAACAGAAUGGAGUAUGUAUCAGUUACAAGGUAAGUUCAAUGUAAAAUUGGCAGUACUUAAUAUUCCCAUGAUAAAGCGCGAACGGACUUAUUACACAAGCGUGUACAACGUAGAACGUUUUGAAUUCUCGGAUUCGAGUUAGUUUCAGAUUUUACCGAAUUAAUGCACCGAGUGUGGCUCGAAUCCUAGGGUCGAAAUAACGUUUAAAAUGAAAUGUUGGAAUAAACUGAAACAGCCAACAAAAUUUAUUUUAUACUCAAUUCUCUGUUUACACGGUCCAUGCAUACGGUUUCAAUUUAACGCGGUCCAAAAGAAAAAGGGAACUGGUUUCCAUGAAUUUUUUUCCUCGCAAUGUUGGUUUCAUUCGUCAUCUAUUCGAUUAAUAUUUCGCCCGUUUCCCGCCAUAAGCGAUACGUCUUCUGUUUGCGCGAUGUUAUGCGGAAUGAUAUCCACCGUGUAAAAAGAAAAUUGAGCGCAUUUUUAUUCGCUCGGAGAGCCGACGAGACGCUCUUCCGUAAUCGAAUCGUUCUUUUUCCGUUUCGUUUCUACGAGGGCUCGCGUUGUCGACGCUUCCUCCUCUUUCCGCCACUUGCGUUGUGCGUUCGCGCGAGCUGAACUUCCGGUUGGGAGACUACGAAUCGCGUUAAACGUGUUUGAUCGUAAGGAAACACCCGAGACGGCGCAUUGUGAUCUUUCGUUAACAGUCGAACGUUGAACGAUCAACAAAGACGGGCGAAAUUCUCAACGGAACCAAAAUUUCAAUGAAGAUACGACGAUAUCGAGCAAAGGAUACACUAUUGGUCGAAUAAAAGUUUGCCCAUCUUCGACGAUCAGCGAUCGAGGGAGAGUAGAUUAUAAUCGUAUACUUUCGACGAGCGUCGCCACCUUGUACACCAUUACAUCGACUGUGAUUAUAACGGAUAUAAUUGUUAAGUCUUUCAGAGAAAACGCUGAUUAAAUACACGUACGGAAACACACCGCAAUGCGAAUUAACGACUACAUGAUAACCAGGGGUCCACGCGUUGGAUAAAUUCAGACGUUUGACAAUUGAUUCACAGUAUUUAUUUUUAAUUAUUGCUCGUAUCAGGCAAUACAUUAUUCCAGUAAUCGAUUUCUAAAUAUUCUGCAAAAAGAAAUCAAUCGUACAGGCGGUUAUUUAAAUUGGAAACUAUAAUGCAAUACAGUAUCCAUAUUUUUUAAAAUUCGUUUGCUCUUCAAACCGACCAGUCAACGAUUAAAGAGGAAAAACCGGUACACCUUACUCAAUUAUUAUUUUAAUUAAUCCACGGAAUUGUAUUUUUCUCCGACCAUCCAAUUAUAUCGGACCAGUUACCCUAAUUUACAUCGGAAAGACGUCUGAAUUGGAGGCAUCGAUCGCGAGGACUCCCGUGGCAAAAUGUACGCAACAAAACAAAUAAAUGAAUUAAAAACGAGAAAAUACAAAAAUGUGAUACGCCGCGAACGCAACGCAGAAUUUAAAAUUAAAGACGAGCCGGGAAUUGUUGCAUUCGCGCACCGAGACGAACGAAAACAAAACACAGGGCGCUAGAUCGCGCGAAAACACACAGGGAACCGCACACAGACAGGCGAGGGAGGAAAACGCGAGUAAAAAGAUAACUGAAUUAAUAAAAAGUAAAUAAAUAAACGAAAAUACGCGAGAACGAGUACGACGAACGAGAGCGAGGGAGAGCGUAAUCUCCAGACGUAACGCAAUAAGUGCUUUGUUAAAAAGAAUAAAACCUGCAAUAAAGUGCUUCGAAAAAAAAAAAAA